GAUACCAGUAUAUCUUUUCUCGCACAAUAUACUUCACAAUAUUGCCCUCAUGAAUGGUGGUUUUUAGCUACUGUAUUCGCUUUCUCCAUAUGGAAGCGUUACGCCGAUAUUCAUUACUCCAUACCCACGAAUCAAGACCUUUGUACGGAGGGAACGUCGUGUCCAUCCGGGUUUGCAUAACGAAUAAUUAUGCCAAGGCAUCCCGGCAGGAAACAUCUGUUUCGCCUAGCGAAUGAGAUGAGCGCUUAGCCUACCCUCCACUAUAAUCCUUACUUCCUUCCCCUCGCUUCGCCACAGCAUAAUUAGAACUCGUGGCCUAACAACGUCAUUUACUGUAGAACUCUCGAUUGACUUCGUUUCCUUUACUUCACAUUCUUUGUUUCGUUUGUUUUGAUCGUCUUGUGAAUGCCUUCUCAUCAUGUUCGAUAAUCUCAAUUGCUCCGUAGUUCCUUCGGAGUCACAGACCGAUGCUGGAGUCGCGGGGUCAGGAGUAAGUCCACCUAUGUCUCUACUCCGUGCAUCUGAAUAUUAAAUCCAAAUAAAGGUUCUCCUCUCAUUCAUCAUCACUGCUGGUCUUUCUCUUCUUCUGAGCGCACUCAUUAUACUGCGAGAGAUACGUUGGCGAUCCGAAGCAAAGGUAUUUCGAAAACUGCUUCUGUCCUUCAGUGAUCAGCAAGUGAUCACAGGAAUUGGCAUACAAUGUGUCGGACUUGCCAAAAUGGAAUUUAUGAUCCCAUAUCAUUUCUUUAUUAUUUGGAUGCUGUCGUUACUUUCCACUGCCACGCACAUUGGUGCUCUUCUUGCAUUGGUCAGUGAUUUCAAGCGCGACUGGGUACUGCGGUGGUUGAGACAGUUUUUUAUGUUUAUUAACUUGGGUGAGUACAUCACUUCUCAUAGAGCAAUACAAAUACUAAUGCGAAUAGUUCUCUCCUGUAUAUCUGGAAUAUUUCUUCUCAUGUCAACAAUGAAACAUUUGCCAGCAACACUACCGAUUGCUUGUGUUUGGCGACUUCCUGCAAAUAAGGCCCCCUCGAACGCUGGGAUUUCUAUUGCCGGCACUAUCGCUGUCAUUACUGGUAACCUCAUCUUAUUUGUACUUGGAGUCUGGUUUCUGCACGUCAAAGAGCGGAAGUGGUUGAGAAGCAUACAAAUUGUUGGUCUCGUUGUCAGUGUUGCGAUUGGUGUUGGAGCUGCUGUUCGUGUAUUACUGCAAUCACAAGCUUUCGGUAAUCCCGGGGAUGAUGUCCGUCUGAAAGAUCAAGCUGAAAUAGACUGGAGCUUUGGGCAAUUACUUCCUAUGUUGUUGCUUCUCUUGCCAUUGGUGUCGGCUAUUGAAAUCAUGCGAGGUAAUUUGUCAAAGAUCUUUGGUGUGUAAUUGUUUUAACGUCUCUCCUUUAGGUGAAAUGAAAGUACCUUCUCCACUUUGCGACGACAAAAUGUUGCUGGUCGACAGAGAUUCCAAGAAGGAUUCCCAAGAUCGAAGCUCAUUUCAACCUAACCCAUUUUGGGGCGAGCAGAGUCGAUGGAGCAAGUAUUGA
Hymenoscyphus albidus is the source of this 1538-nucleotide messenger RNA. The record is from the annotation of a GenBank genome assembly. Lineage: Eukaryota; Fungi; Ascomycota; Leotiomycetes; Helotiales; Helotiaceae.